UCUCACCGUUUCUUCCUCGUCUCCGUCUCUACACGGCGGCGCCGCCGCCGCCAGCUGCUGCCAGGAGCCAAGCCCAAGCCUGAGCUUAAACCAUGCCGAUUGGUUCUCUUUUCGUGUCGAGGCUGGCCAGGUCUAGCCAUGCCCUCCCCGCUGCCGCCGCCGCGGCCAUCUCUCAGGCGCCCAGGCCCCAGCACAUCGCAUCUCCUAUAUUCUCCGGCCUUGGAGCAGCGGCUCGUGAUUUCAGCUCAAGGGCUCUAUGGAAGGGAGCAUUCGUCGAUGCCUUCCUGGCUAGAAUAAAGAAGAACAGAGAAAACAUGAAUGGGAAGAAGAUUUGGUCUCGUAGGUCUUCUAUUUUGCCGGAAUUUGUUGGUUCCACUGUGCUCAUUUACAAUGGGAAAAGUCAUGUCCGGUGCAAGAUCACUGAAGGGAAGGUUGGCCAUAAAUUUGGAGAGUUUGCUUUUACACGGAGACGAAGGCCCCAUCGAACAAUAACAGGAAAGGGAAAUCAAGGAAAGGGCAGAAAGUAAAAGUAGAAAUGUGCAUGAAAGGUGGGUUUAAGGACAGCUUGAUGACGGCGUAGCUGACGAACAAGCACUUGAAUCACCAGAAUUCAUGAUCUGGACUGUUUUUUCUUAGACCAAUAACCGCAGGAAAAUGUUAGCUCAUCUUACUUAGGGGUAAUUUGGUAACUCUAUUUUUCCAAGACAUUUUUAUUUUUCUAAGAGAAAAUUAACUAAUUUUUCUUAGUAAAAUAGAAAUCCCUUAGAAAAAUGAGGUUGCCAAACCAGCUCUUAAAAAUUUGCCUACGGACUCUGUUCCUCUGUUAUUUCCUGCUUGCUAUCGGUGUGAUCGGUAUACCUUAAACUGAUUGUAAGUUAUGCUUUAGAGUGAUUGUUUAUGAACAAAACUAGCUACAUUUCUGACUGCUGCAAGCAAACUUGAGUGCCUCAAGUAGCCGUCAGGUAGAAAAUCCUUUGCUUUGCACGUACUCU
Messenger RNA from Zea mays, 992 nucleotides. Its product is annotated as 40S ribosomal protein S19, mitochondrial-like. The transcript has 4 exons. The record is from RefSeq and is marked predicted. Gene Ontology annotation, biological process: translation; ribosomal small subunit assembly. Gene Ontology annotation, cellular component: mitochondrial small ribosomal subunit; ribosome. The coding region runs from base 93 to 527 and encodes 144 amino acids. Lineage: Eukaryota; Viridiplantae; Streptophyta; Magnoliopsida; Poales; Poaceae. Gene Ontology annotation, molecular function: structural constituent of ribosome; RNA binding.